This is a messenger RNA of Lactuca virosa, 447 nucleotides long. The record is from the annotation of a GenBank genome assembly. NCBI's taxonomy places the organism in Eukaryota, Viridiplantae, Streptophyta, Magnoliopsida, Asterales, Asteraceae.
AUGGGCAAGGUCGGGGUUCUCACAUCUAGAACAAAGUGGAUCAACGAGGAGAUUAACAUUACAGCAGGUGGCAUGAAAAUCACGGUUGGCGUUGUAGAAUACACUGAUGACUGGUCUCCGUGCACACCAUUACCAUUUGACAAAGAGGUGGAGAAAAAUUUGGAGGAAGGGGAAAUUCGAUCAAAAUUCAUGGAGGUGAAUCGCUCAUCUAAAGAUCACGUACCAAACGACAACUCUGAUAUCGUCGAUAUGGUAGUCGGCAUCUCUAAAGUGGCAGGCAAUGGUUCAAUGACUGCAUCUUCGAACAGGUCUCUGGUGGUGGUAGUGCUCUCAUCACGUGCCAUGGAAUUAAGUGUAGACGUUCCAUCUCCCCAAUGUAAAAAGUCUAUAGAGAUUCCCAAAAACUUGGAGACUGUGGACGUUGUCACAACUAGCAUUUUUAGCUAG